This is a messenger RNA of Ogataea philodendri, 1563 nucleotides long. RefSeq lists its product as uncharacterized. NCBI's taxonomy places the organism in Eukaryota, Fungi, Ascomycota, Pichiomycetes, Pichiales, Pichiaceae. The transcript has a single exon. The coding region runs from base 1 to 1563 and encodes 520 amino acids. The record is from RefSeq and is a predicted model, not a curated record. Gene Ontology annotation, biological process: mitotic spindle organization; microtubule-based movement. Gene Ontology annotation, molecular function: microtubule binding; ATP binding; microtubule motor activity.
AUGCUUAAAGUAAAUAAACGGCGAGCACUGUCGCCUGUGAAGGCGAACACGGUCCCGAAACAGGCCUCCAAGAUAUCUCAAGUUCAAGAAGACCAAUCAAUCAAGGUUGUUGUCCGGGUGAGACCGUUAUUGGAGAGAGAGCUGGAAGGCUCACCUAAAUGUUUGGUUGAGGUCGAUAAGGAGCAAUUGAUCACAUUGACGCCAGAUCAGAGUUCUGCACAGGCCAGAAAGUACAGAGACGCACAGAACUUCAAGUUUAGCAAGUGUUUGUGGUCUUAUGACAGAAGAGCCAGUACUCCCUUUGCGGAUCAAGACACUGUUUUCACAGAGGUUGGGUUGGACAUGCUUGACAACACCAUCAACGGGUUCAACAGCUGUGUGAUGGCAUACGGACAAACUGGCUCGGGUAAGACGUUUACUAUGAUGGGGUCUAAGAACGAGAGAGGAUUGAUCCCGCUGGUCUGUGAGAGUCUGUUUACCAAGCUGAAGCAGCAGAUAGAUACCAAAUUCGAGGUCAAGGUCUCGUUUAUCGAGAUUUAUCAGGAGAACGUGGUUGACCUGCUGGGGACUGGAGAGAAGUUGCGGGUGAGAGAAAACAGCAACAGGGUCCCAUUUGUUGAAAACUUGAGUGAGUACACUGUUGGUAGCUCACAGGAAAUUAUGGAAUUGCUAGCCAAGGGAUUCGAUAAAAGAACCACCGCAGAAACACAUCUGAACAAACAAUCGUCGAGAUCGCACUCCAUUCUCACCGUGACUGUUGUGCAGGAACAGUUCGACCCGGACACAAACUCGUUUGUCAAGCUCAAGUCGAACUUGAAGCUGGUGGAUUUGGCUGGAUCGGAGAAGUUUGUUGCCAGCGACGGUCUUGAGAAGAUCAGACAACAGGAGGGAAGCAAGAUCAACAAGUCGCUUGUGACUUUGGGCCGGAUCCUGACUCUUUUGGCCGAGUCGCCAAAACAGAGAACGGUGAUACCGUACAGAGAAUCCAUCUUGACUUGGCUGUUGAAGGACAGCAUUGGAGGCAACUCGAAAACAACCAUGAUUGCAUGCAUCUCGCCCACCGACUUCGACGAAACCUUAAGCACACUUCGGUUUGCAACCAUCACGUCCAAGAUUGAGAAUAAAGUGAAAGUCAACAAAGAGCUACAAUUUGACAUGGACCAGAUGGUGGGCCAAUUUGAGCUCGAGAAGAAGAAACUUCUGCAAUGCAUCACGGACCUGAAGGAAUCAAGUACAGAGAAAGAUGAAGUGAAGAAGCUAGAAAAUUACGUCAAUUGGCAAAAUAACUACAUAGACACAUUGGCAUUCACCAACAAAGUGACGCUAAAGAAACUCGACGCCAACUUGAAGGCCAGCCAGGAAAGAAACAGACUGUUGAUGUCAUCGCUAAUUUCUGCUGUCAAACCAGCCGAACCAGAAGACUACGAAUUCGAUGAAUUUGAAGAAAUUAUCAAACAGGCACAGUACCUGGAUAUCGAGACACCGCUAGAAAAUUUGAAGAACGAUCUUCACAGCGAUUUGGUGAAGAAGUAUACAUUAGAACUUGUCGAAAAUGCUAUCUAA